Molecule: messenger RNA, 1530 nt
Organism: Odontomachus brunneus
Lineage: Eukaryota; Metazoa; Arthropoda; Insecta; Hymenoptera; Formicidae
Product: arginine/serine-rich coiled-coil protein 2-like
Exons: 2
Coding region: 456-1121 (221 amino acids)
Biological process (GO): nucleosome assembly
Cellular component (GO): nucleosome
Molecular function (GO): DNA binding
Source: RefSeq, a predicted model, not a curated record
GUUAACAACGUUGUUCAGUUAUCUCCGGGCACGUCAUCGGUGCGCGUCCCGUUCUCCCUUCAUGGAAUCAUAUUCGGCUAUGACCGAUAUAUCGGUUAUUAAAUCUUCUUGGUGAUCUUGGAACGCGCCGGCAAACGCGCGUAGUAGUUUCGGAGAGUGCAAAUUCAUCAAAUCCGAGGCAUUUUAUAUUGUCGUUAGCGCGUGUCGGACACAGCCGUGGGAGAGCUGCCGGUCUGAAAUCGUCGGUAUUAUAUCGGGCAUUGCGCCAGAUGGUCAUCGAAUCGGCGGUAUUAACGCCGGCGAUCUUUCCCUGACCGAUUCGGUUCCUUCGAGACUCCGUUCGCAUCCUAAUCCUAGCUCGCAGAGUCUUCCAAAUCGUGGAGCGCUCAUGAGACGACGCGUAGCGGCAUUAUCACUUUGGCAUAUCAUUGAAAAACGAGACAAGAGCCCGGAGAAUGGUGAAACCGAAGAUGACGGCCCUCGUGGCCUCCGCCAUCCGCAAUCUGCGGGAGAUACGCGGCUCCACGUCCAAGGAAAUCAUGAGCUACAUUAAGACGCAAUACAACGCGACCGACACUAAUACGCGGAAACAGAUCUACGCCGCCCUGAAACGCGGCUUGGACUACGGCAUCCUGAAGAAAGAUCGCGGUUAUUACAGCCUCAAUAUGGAUCCCGAUAUGCUGUACAAAGCACACACCGCAGCACCCUUGGAGCAAGGCAGGAGGCGAAGGCGGAGGAGAGGACGAGGCCGAUCGCGAGGUCGAGGACGAGGACGAGGUCGAGGACGAGGUCGAAGGCGAGGUCGAAGGCGAGGUCGCCGUGACACGACAGCCAGGGGCAGAGGCAGAGGCAGGGGAAGGAGGAGAAGGAGGAGGAGGAGGAGCAGGAGCAGGAGCAGGAGUAGAAGGGUAAAAAGUCUUCCUCAAUCGAGGUCCCUCACGGCCAGGUGCAGGUGCACUUCCAGGAAACGCUCGGCGGACGCUCUGAGGGACAUCCUGGUGGAGAGUCUUCCUAAAGGCACCGAGCAGACGCCGUUCAGACAGAGCCGCAGCCGCGAUCGGAGCCGCAGCCCGUCGAGCAACAGCGACAAGGAAAUCGUCGUCGUCCGAGAACGCGAUUGAUCGCGAGUCUGCGCGGCACUUCAGGUUUCGAUCCUUUGCAAUCGCAAAGUAUCCUUUCUUUUGAUCUCGCUGAGUUCACUAAUCACUCUCGCGACAAGCAAGACACGUUGUCACACACGUGCGUCACCUCGUGACAAACGUCCAAUUUGUGUCUUGGAAUCGAGUGUUUUGAAUUUUUACUUCCGAGUCUGAUUGCAAAGGAUCAAUGGCGCUUGAUAUCCGGCGCGAGAUCGACGCGAUGCCUAUACUGAUGCCAGUGACGCGGGGAUAAUUCUUAUGAAUCUACAUUUCGUUUCCAAUCACCGAUAAAUUGCAACAACGAAGUAUAUUUUCUUUUUGUCUAUGACGUUUACAAAAUUUUGUAUGUUCCACAUUUACAUUGUUUUGUGUACACAUUUAUCAAAUUAUA